Molecule: messenger RNA, 1069 nt
Organism: Kockovaella imperatae
Lineage: Eukaryota; Fungi; Basidiomycota; Tremellomycetes; Tremellales; Cuniculitremaceae
Exons: 1
Coding region: 45-974 (309 amino acids)
Molecular function (GO): oxidoreductase activity
Source: RefSeq, a predicted model, not a curated record
CUUCUCUCCUACCAUACCUUCUUCCGUCCACGAUCCCUCUCAAGAUGCAACGACGCAGAGCAGCACUUUUCGGCGCUACUUCCCGAAUCGGCCCGGCCAUCGUCUCUGCUUUCAGCGAGGACACUUCGGCCGAUGCAUGGCAUCUGUAUCUGAUUAUCAGACCGUCGUCCAAAGCACCAAAACUUCCUGAAAAUUCACGCAACAUUUCUGUACACACCCUUCCGGCCGAUGAAUCCUCAACCCAGGAAUUGGCCGAUGUCUUUGAAAAGUUGGACUGCUCGGUCGUUAUCUCCUCCCUCAAUGCCGGUCUUGCAGACCUGCACAAGAGCAUUGCAGAAGCUUGCGUAGCCGCUGGCGUCUCUCGCUUCAUCCCGGCUGAUUAUGGCUCAAUCAGGUCAGAUGACCCAUGGGCGCUGGAUCUCAUGGUCAACUUCCGCAACAAGGCAUUUGUACGGUGGCGUUGUCAACGACUUGCCGACCAGCAUCCAUCUUUCUCGUGGACUAGCCUGGCGACGGGUCAUUUCUUCGACUACGGACUUCACACCGAGUUGCUUGGAUACGAUUUGAAAAAAGGCACUGCCCAGAUAUUCGACGGUGGAGAUUUGCCCUUCAGCGCCAGUACGACCGCUCAGAUAGGUCGAGCCGUGGUCAAGGUCUUGUCGCAUGAGAAGGAGACAGCAAACAAGAUGUUGCUCAUUCAAAGUUUCUGUGUGACCCAGAAUGAAGUCGCUGCCGAGAUCGAGAGAGCUACCGGAAAACCCUUGCAGCGCAUCCAGGUGGAUGGGAAUACAUAUCUGUUAGAGAAUGCGGCUAAGGCGGAGAAGGGCGAUGCAGCGGCGCUUGAAGAGGCCGUAGCAGUAUGUGGCAUAUUGCGCUCCAAUUGGCAGGGCAGGCCAGAAUAUGGUAAUACCUUGCUGGAGCUGGACGAGGAGGACAUGCGCGAGGUCGUCCGUAAGGAGAUCGGAAGUACCUAGACGGAACGCCACGUGAUUCUGCCCAAUGCUAUUUUAAGCCCUCCUACUAUUCGAGGGGAUCUCGUUUAUUUCAUGCCAGUUCGUUCCGACCUCUU